AUGCAAGAUAUGGCCCUGAGUCUGCUCAUCCUGCUGGCAGGCCUGCCUGUCCUGGGUGCCAACGACCCUGAAGAUAAAAACAGUCCUUUCUACUACGACUGGCACAGCCUCCGAGUGGGCGGACUCAUCUGUGCAGGGGUUCUGUGUGCUGUGGGCAUCAUUGUCCUCAUGAGUGGAAAAUGCAAAUGCAGAUUCAGCCAGAAGCCCAGUCACCGUCCAGUAGAUGUCCCACCCCUCAUCACACCAGGCUCUGCCAACAACUGCUGA
Molecule: messenger RNA, 267 nt
Organism: Castor canadensis (American beaver)
Lineage: Eukaryota; Metazoa; Chordata; Mammalia; Rodentia; Castoridae
Gene: Fxyd3
Product: FXYD domain containing ion transport regulator 3
Biological process (GO): regulation of sodium ion transmembrane transporter activity
Cellular component (GO): membrane
Molecular function (GO): sodium channel regulator activity
Source: RefSeq, a predicted model, not a curated record